AUGUCAGCAACCUGCACACGUGCACUCUAUGUCUCCAGGGACUUAUUUGAGAUAAAGAAUAAAGACAAUUUGAAAACAGUUCUGACAAGGGGAACAGAUGAGAAUAAAAUAAGUGUCUUAUGGCAGAUAAUUAAGGAGACAGCCAUGGGCAUAAACCAUGAGAAUCUGCUCCUGGCUCUAACCAUGGCAAUUCCAAACACAAAAAACAAAAGGUUAAUUACGAUGUUCUAUCUGUACUUGGAAAGUGUGAAGAUUGAGGAUGCAGAUGGAAAUAUAAGGGAUGAGAUACUGAUGAUAUGCAAUAUGAUACGGGGUCAUUUGGCUCACCCGAAUGAGCAUGUCAGGGCCCGGGCAAUCCGGACAGUUGGGAAGUUCAGGAGUGCUGCUAUUUUUGACGUCCUGAAGAGUCCUUUCAUUGAGAACAUAAGCUACUCUAAUCCAAUUGUAAGGAGUGCUGUGUAUGUGGCACUAAGGGGACUUCUGGAGAGUAAGGAACUGUCUGGGAUAUUUGCAGAUGCAGUUCCCUUGUUGAUUGAGCAGGUUCUGAAGGAAAGAGACUCAGUUUGUCUCUCAGAGGGAUACAAAACCAUAGAAAGCAUUGAUGCAGAGGCAGCACACAGCAUAUACAAGAAGCUUAAAGAGACAGCACAUGAAGGCCUGCAGGAAUGCUUCCUGGCAACAGCAGAGAGAGAAGAUAAUUUGCAGCAGAUUCAUGAGAUAUUCCAGAGUGCAUCCACGCGCCUGAUUGAGGUCCAGGCAGCUGUGACUCUUGUUAGAGUGGGAGAUGCAGAGAUGGUGAAGGAAGGCGUUGAGAAACUCCUGGAUAUGUCAAAUGAGUACUUGGAUGUGGAGUCAAAGAGUAAAAUCAUUGCUGCAUGCCGCAGGGCCCUGAAAAGAGGCCAGUUUACAUUCGAGAAUAUGGGCAUGAAGAUAGUCCGUAUGAUCACACCUGCAGUGGCUAAGAUUAAGAUAGAGUUAGCCCGGGAUAUAUUCCAGUUCACUCUUGAUGUCCUGGCAAUUGCAGAGGCAAAGGAUCUGUUUGCCUUUUUGUACCACGGACUCCUGGACCUCCCAGAGAAAGACCUUAAAGAAGCAUCCACAGGACAAGACAGAGUCUUCUACAUGGAAGCACUUGGUGAGCUGGCUAGAAGGUACAAGAUAUGCACACCAGAGCUUAUAACCUUGGUUACAUCAAUGCUUUCAGCAGGCAUCCCUGAACUGGCCCUGGAGGCAGCAAAUUUCAUUGACUCUCUUGUCUCUGUCACAGGUGCAGAGAAAGAACUCGCUAUUUCAGCAGUGAUUGGGUCACUGUCCACAAUAAAGUACGGAAAGAUCCUUAGAAGAGCAUUCUCCUUGAUAUCUGCACAUGCAGAUGGAGAGAAAGCACAUGCUGCUGUGUGCAUGGUCCUGCAGUCACUUUCCUCAGAUGAGGCAGGCCUUCUUCCGCAGCUGAAAGAUGCACAGAAGGGAAAUCCCUCAAAGAUCUUCCCGGGUGUGCCCAUAGCCGCCUUCCUCCUGGACAUGGCACAGAAGGCACAGGACCUGCCGCACAGCAAGCAGCAGGAAAUGAUUGCAGACAUUAUGGCGGCUGCCCUAAAGACAUACGCAAUAGGCCACAAGACAGAGAGCAUUGACGAGUCCUCAAAGGUCGCUCUUCUUCGCCUUGCAAGCCUCCUUGAGAAUGGAGGGGGCGUGCUUGCAAAGACAAAAGUGCAGAAGCAGGCAGGAUCUGGGCACUUGCCAGGCAGAGUCUCUGAAGGGAAUGUGUCUGGCAGUGCAUGUGUACAAGAUGUCUAUAGCAGGCCUGUGUUUUCACUGAUCUCAGAGCACUCGCCCGUCUGCAAGACAAGCGAUGUGCGCAGAUUCACGGAGGAAGUCACACCGCUCUCUCUGAGUAAGCUGAAGAACGUCUUCCAACUGACAUCUGCAAUUGACCCGCUGUACUGCGAGUGCAAGAUAAAUACAUCUCGCACAGAAAUCACCCUGGACAUUCUUCUUGUGAACCAAACUGACAUGCUCCUGGAGUCCGUUGAGUUUGACAUAGUCUCCAGCCAAAACAUUAAAAUGGCAAGUGACAUCCGCCUGGAGAAGCUUAGGCCGCACAUGGUGUGCACCUUGGAGGCCACUUUGAUCAUGGAGGAGUCUGAUACUGGAUACAUUGGGGGAGUGAUUACUGCAGGAAAAGUCGGAAGAGAGAACUACUUCAUGCAGAAUCUGCAGGAGAUUCGCUUCAAUCUGUCUGAUAUGCUGGAGAAGAAGAGAAUAGACGCAGACGCAUUCCGGGAGAGGUGGCCAGCACUUGUCUGGGAGAAUCUGUACAAGAUCACUCUGAGCACAGACAGACUGACCCCAGCACACGUAGUUAAAACAGUCACAAAGGCCAUUAGAGGAACAGUCAUUGAGGCAAAAAUGCACGAAGGAGGGACACUCCCAGGAGAAAGUUCACCAGAUAUUCUAGUGCAGAAUAUAUACACAAGAACUGCACAGGGUACAGGAAUAUACCUUAAUGCAGCAGUCACCUCAGCAGACGAGAAAAUAACUGCCACCUUUAGAAUAAGAGGCAGCAAUGCACGCGUGGUGAAGUCUCUUUGCCAGUUGGUCUCUAAGGAAGUAAAAGCCCUUGCGGAGUAG
Nematocida ausubeli is the source of this 2631-nucleotide messenger RNA. RefSeq lists its product as uncharacterized. The transcript has a single exon. Gene Ontology annotation, cellular component: COPI vesicle coat; cytoplasm. The record is from RefSeq and is a predicted model, not a curated record. Gene Ontology annotation, molecular function: structural molecule activity. Gene Ontology annotation, biological process: endoplasmic reticulum to Golgi vesicle-mediated transport; intracellular protein transport; intra-Golgi vesicle-mediated transport. Lineage: Eukaryota; Fungi; Microsporidia. The coding region runs from base 1 to 2631 and encodes 876 amino acids.